Messenger RNA from Teleopsis dalmanni, 1765 nucleotides. RefSeq names its product trafficking protein particle complex subunit 12. Gene Ontology annotation, molecular function: protein binding. NCBI's taxonomy places the organism in Eukaryota, Metazoa, Arthropoda, Insecta, Diptera, Diopsidae. Gene Ontology annotation, cellular component: Golgi apparatus; TRAPP complex. The coding region runs from base 171 to 1658 and encodes 495 amino acids. The record is from RefSeq and is a predicted model, not a curated record. The transcript is spliced from 6 exons.
UUGAAAUAAAUUCUGUUAAGCGCAUUUAAGAUUACUUUUAACAACAGAUGGCGUUCAAAGCGCUUAGUGUACCGACAACAGCUGUGUUUGUAUUGGCAGAAAAUUUUGCUCAUUUUUCUGGUGUUUCUGUAAACAAAAUUAAUAAAAUUUGAUUCUGCCGUUGUGAAAAUAUGGAACAAAAAAAUUCUGGAGGACCCAGUUUAAGCCAAUAUUUUGCAAAUGAUCCACCAAGUUUUUUCGAUGAAUUAGCAAAUAAAGAAAGUGCAGGAGCACCAACGCAACAGCCAACAAACACGGCAGCAUCGAAUACAAGGCCUAAUGGAGCUUCUGCUGCUGUGAACAUAUCAGAUAGUACUUUUAACGGCGGUUUUCAACCAACUGAAUAUGUGCAUAAUCCAGCUGAAUUAGCAGACACUGUUUCAGAUGAAGUGCGCAAUUUUUGGGCGCCAGUAGUUGUUGAGCCUGGCAUACCACCAAUGCUUACAAUGCCUGGGAUACAUUCACCCAAUGACUUGCCUGAUAUUAUUGCUGAUGCAGUAUUAAAACAUUUAGGAGAAGUGGAACUAUCACAACGUAAAAUUCUCGGCGUUAACAAUGUUACUCAAGAUGAGCGUGGUUUACGGUCACUCAUUGCUGCUGGUUGCUAUAGAGCUGCAGUAAACCUAACCGGACGUUUGUUAACAAUUUAUGGUCAAGGUUAUGGGCGUACAGGUCAACCAGCGAAACAUUCGCCACAUUCUUUGCAACUUUGGUUUACUCGUUUAGCGUUACUUGCUAAGCUGGGUGAGUAUGAAUUGUUACAAGCGGAAGCAGAACCAUUUGAUCAAUUGAAUAGACCCGAUGUAUACUAUGAGUUUUAUCCUGAAAUGCAUAAUGGAAAAACAGGUUCCAUUGCAUGUUUUUCCUUUCGACUUUUGCUAGCAGAACUACCUAUAUAUCUUGGUAAUCCACAGCAAGCCAUGGAUCGUUUAUCAGAACUAUUCGUCAUAACCAAUGAUAUAAGUAAAUAUUAUAAGCAUACGGACAAUGAAGUUGCUGCGGAGUUUUGGAACAAACGCGAAAUUCGAGUGCUGCACUCUUUCAUCAAUUGUGCCAUUAUAAUGAAAAAAUAUAAUUUAAUAGAUGAUAUCAUACGCGAUAUGAUACUUGAUCGUCCCGAAUUGGCUAAAGAAGAGCGACGAGCUUUGUUUUCUGCUUGGGGGCGCAUCUACUUGCAAAUAGGCGAUAUUUUUGGUGCUGAACAGAAAUUUGCCGAAGCGCGUCGUCUACGUGAAAUCAAUUCAGCACCGGAUUUGCGAGAUCUCGUGGAUAAGGGCUUAAUAACUUUGGCUAAAAACGAUUUUCCUGAAGCAUUUGCGAUUUUUCAGAAAGCUCUGCAUUUGGAAUCGGGAAAUACAAUGAUACUUAAUAAUAUGGGAGUUUGCUUACUCUACGCUGGAAAAUUAAAAGAUGCUAUUAACUUGUACGAGCGAGCAAUUAAUCUGAAUCCACAGAAAUCGUUAAAUGAGAGUUUGCUGGUCAAUCUCUCCACAUUGUAUGAACUGGAAUCAAAUAACUCUAAAAGCAAAAAACUUAAUUUAUUGCGUUUAAUAAGUAAAUAUAAACCAGACUUAAAUAUCAGCCUGGAAAUAUGUCUAAAGCUGCAGGCUGUGAGCUAAUUAUUUAACUUUAAAAAAGUAUAAACAGUUAAAUGUGAAUUUGUAAAAAAUAGAAGUAUUCUUGUUGUCCAUCCAGGUUAGGAAUAAAAAUUAAAUAUUUUGUAAGA